This is a messenger RNA of Folsomia candida, 3396 nucleotides long. RefSeq names its product fanconi-associated nuclease 1. Gene Ontology annotation, biological process: interstrand cross-link repair. The transcript is spliced from 9 exons. The coding region runs from base 281 to 3157 and encodes 958 amino acids. Gene Ontology annotation, molecular function: 5'-flap endonuclease activity; 5'-3' exonuclease activity; flap-structured DNA binding. NCBI's taxonomy places the organism in Eukaryota, Metazoa, Arthropoda, Collembola, Entomobryomorpha, Isotomidae. The record is from RefSeq and is a predicted model, not a curated record. Gene Ontology annotation, cellular component: nucleus.
GCAGAAUUCACUCUUUGUUUUUGUUGUGAGUUGAAGUAUCUGUUGAAGUUUGGAAAUUGGAAUUAGUAAGCGUUCAUUGUUCGAAUUGACAAUGCCUGGGUUAAAAAUCUUGUGUUUCUAUUGAUGUGUUUGAGGGUUGAGUUUCUAAUUCUGACGCUAUUUGCGUGUUCCCGGUAGUAUGCGCGUAUUAAUUUCAAAUAUAAGGACUCUACUCUUGUGAUAAGUGGUUUAAGAUGAAUUUCUAGCUGAAUCUUGCUCAAGGAAUCGUAAAUAGCGUACCAUGAAGUCAGCCAAGAACAAUAGAAAACCAUCAAUAAAGGCGAAAGGCUUUCAAGCCUCUCCAAAUCAGCAAAGAAUAACAAAGUUUUUUCAAAAACCGUCUUCACAAAAUGCACAGCCAGAACCACCAAACCUCAAUGCCAGUUCUCACGUUCCAGGAGUUUUGGAAAUAAAUAAGAAAAUAUAUUUCAAGCCAACACUAGACGCAGAGAAAAACAAGACAGCACAAUGUUCUACAAAAUUACCUGUGAUGGCGGUAGACGAAGUUAUUCUUAUAUCAGAUUCAGAAUCAGAUCAUGAGUUAGACAUCCCAGCUGCUGCCAUGAAAGGAAUUUCCGGUCCCCACACUUGUACGACAAGCCGCAAUGGAAAUGGUGAAAACAAUAGCGAUGGCCUACAGAGCUCAAAAUACUUUGAAAUGGCGGUUGAAGCCUCUAAAGCCGUCGUAACCGAAGAUACCAAACAAUGCGACAAUUCCAUGGGAUCUGAUUCAGGAGACGAAAUACUUUCUCAAUUAGAUAUAGAUGAAAUUAUUAGCUCCCAGGAAAUGCUAUCACCAUCUAAAAGUGACCGAUUAUCAAACACGUCACUCAACAGUAGUGAGAAUGUCACACCAAAAGUUAUAAACACAUCUUCAUCCAAGUCGCCAAAAGCCAAAGUAAACUACUUUUCUCCGCUACGGAGGCUGAAUUCGCCAAGUAAAACAAAAAAUAGUCGCAAUAGUGGUGGUAUGAAAUCUUCAUCACCGGGUAGAUCUUCAAGUCAAAACUUUAAAUCUCCAAAUUCAAAUCGGAAACAAUCUGUAGUGCGAGAACAUGACAAUAGUCCGAAAGUAAAGAAAUUGAGAUUUCCAGAAGACGCUUCUGAUUCAACUUCAACACCACAGUUUGUUCCAUACUUUUUGAAAAACUUCACUAGCAUUAUAGAUUCCGUAAGCGAAGAUCCACACAGCACUCAUUUGUUCAACGAAGAAGAUGCAUCUAUAAUUUGCAAAUUCCGGUCGUUAAGCACUAACGCGAAACUUUUAUAUGUGCGACUGUUCCUUAGAAAAUGGAAAUGGAAGAUAGCAUCUUCCAUCAAGUAUCCUGAAAUCAAGGAUGAUUUAACCUCAGUAUUUGAAGAAUUACACUCGGCAGCAUUUAUUGUUGAAAUUAGAGAUGUUAAAGAUGAACUUGAAUUGAAGUCUCUGUUGGAAAUACUGAGUGCUGAACAAAUUGCUGCUCUCGCAAAACAAAUGAAUGUUACCUCAAAGAAAAAAACGAAAGACGGUUUGGAAGUCGCUCUUUUGGCCCUCACUAAAACCAAGCCUGUAUUUGCUACAGCUUGUAGUGUGGAGACCAUAAUGAAAAGAAAGACAUUGGAAUUACUUGGUCCAACGUAUCAACUCAACGGAACUUGUCGAGCUCUUUUCUCAAGAAUGUUCGUCAUGCACUCUCCACCCCAAUACUGGGAAGACGAACAGGAGCAAUCAAGCAACCAGCUUCUCAAAAUGUUAAUGUCAGAUAAUGGGAAGAUGUUGUACCCGCAAUGUAACAUCAAUAAAACGACCAUAAUAUAUACAAAUCGAGACGAUCUAUUAAGAUUCCAUGACGCUUGGACAAUUCAUUGCAGCAUUACGGCGCAUACAGAGUCGAAGGAAUGGGAGGAAGUCGUGAAAUUAGGAGAAAAUGCUUUCGCACUUUUGCAAGAGAAUCUCCAAGAUUCAGAAAUAAGGAACAAUGAUGAAGACCUUCCUUCGUUCCUUCGUGUUUAUAAAGCUGGGAGUGUUUUGACUCGAAUCGUAUGGUUGGCAGUAGAGGGUUAUCAGAAAUUAAAGAAUUACAAAGUUGCAACCUCGUACAUACACUUUCUUUUAAAGCAAAAUAUAUAUUUGUCACAAUAUCGUGGACGUUGGCACGAAAGACUCGUCAUUAAUCAAAAACAGUAUCUAAAGACACCUUUGGAAGAACGAAAAUUUACUUUGGUUUCGGCGCUGAAGGACGAGUUUCUACAAGAAUCGCACAAGCUUUGCAUUUCUGAACGGUUCGACAGGCUCAUGGAAGAAAUUCAGAAACCACCGAAAAAGAAAGCAAAAACUUUAGCCAGCAAUGAUGCAACAACAUCGAAGGCGAAUCUAGAUACGUUACUUGAAACUUCAAUUGACUUGUUUCGUGUAUGUGAAGAACUACCAGUAAGGACUAUUUCUGGAGAAAAAUUAUUAAAUCCGAACUCUGGGAAAUCAGUUUUCAUUAGCCAACAAGAUGACGACGGGUCUACCGAAGCAUCAUCCGUUGAAUUGUUUGCCAUUUCAUAUUACCAAAAACAUGAAGGAUACAUGCACGGAAUUCACGCUGAAGGGGCUGUUGUGUGUUCUUUAUUUGGGCUUUUAUUUUGGGACGAGAUUUAUAGUGAAGAGAUCAGUGACGCAUUUCACUCUCAAUACCAAAUAGCUCCAUUGGAUCUGAAUUUUAAAGAGUUUUUUACUCGAAGGCAAGGUAUCAUCCUGGACAAACUCCAAGGAAUGCGCUCAUCAUGGUCAAUUCAAGACGCCAUGGAUGUUUUGGAGAAAAAUUGGAACCAGCAUCUCAACGUUCUAUCCAUUGUUAACUGGAGUGUAUUUCCAGAUGUUGAGUUGGCAAAAUCAUUAUUGAGUAGAUUGGGCUUACGAGUGAUGAGUGAUAUUUGUGAGCGACUUGCUAGAAACUUUCGACAUUGGAGGAGCGGCUUUCCAGACUUAGUUUUAUGGAAUUAUAAGGAUGUGAUAUUUGUAGAAGUUAAGGGACCCGGUGAUUCAUUAUCAUUUAAGCAAAAGGUAUGGCUGGACUUUUUACUGACUAUUGGAGCAAAAGCAGAAGUUUGUCACGUUCAGGCUGUUAGUAAUAAGAAAAUUAGGACCUGAUUAUUUACUGUAUGGAAGUAUUCAUUUGGUUUUUUGACUUUUUAUGUUAUUUUAAAAUUUUUACUGACCUUCCAUUAAACUAUGCAACCCAACCAGUGGUGGUGCUAAGACAAUAAGUCAAUAAUACUUUUGAGAUAAAUAUACCCUUGUCCAUGUUUGUGUCAUAUUUCUUGACCUUGCUCAGUAUUUAUAUACAUACAUGUGCUCAAAAUAAAGUUUAUUUAUUACUUAUGAAAAGA